GAGCUGUUUAUAGUGCGCAGCGCUCUGUCAGAGAUACAGAGCUGCAGUUUCAUCUAGCUGUGGGAAGUAGUGCUUAAUAUCCUGAGAUUUUGAAUAACGCUCAAACGCAGAGAUGACAACCAUGUUCAGAUACCCCGUGUUUCCAGUCCUUCCAGGUCUGGACCAGGCAGACAUACCAGAGGGACUGUCCCGUGCGCGGAGCAUUAUGGCAGAGCCAGACUAUAUGGACGGUGAUGGCGAUGAUCUCAUUAAGCCCAAGAAACUCCUCAACCCAGUGAAGUCCUCCAGAAAUCACCAGGACCUACACAGAGAGCUCCUCAUGAACCAGAAAAGAGGCCUCGCACCGCAGAAUAAACCAGAACUCCAGAAAGUGAUGGAGAAGAGGAAGAGAGACCAGGUGCUAAAGGCUCAGAAAGAAGAGCAGGAGGCACACAAGAAAAGGUCAGACCUUGAGGUCGAGCUCAUGAAGAGACGAGAGACGCUUGAACAGCUGGAACUGGAACAAAAUAAAAAUGAAGAGGAGCAAGAAAACACCCCUGAGUUUGUCAAAAUGAAAAGCAAUCUGAGAAGAACCAAACAGGAAGUGGACGGGCAGGAGCGUGCCACCUAGAAACAGUUUCCAUGACACAUUUGUUGACAUGGCGACUGGACUGUGGUUUGUGGGGAUUUCCUGGUGUUCCUCCCCCAAGUGUCCCUGUGAAACAAGUGACUGUAGACGAACGGUUCCUGUUGCCUGCUCGCAGACGCAACCAGUAUUCACGCAGCCUCUUUUCCUGAUCAACAAUCACAAAUAAAGAGGAUUCGAAGAAUAAACAACAUGCAUACACAAAAACUUUUGCACAUGGGUGCAGCCUAUUUGCCACUGGUUGACCGGCUUCAAAGAACAUGCAUGGCAGAACAAACAGAGACCACAAAAUUACUUUGUUUUUGUUUUUUUGGAGGGGGGCACAUAUUAUUUUACUAUUUUAUUUUCAAAACCUGAAAUGGGACACUGGAUGGACUCUUUUAAGCCAAAACAAUCCUCUUUUAUUUAUGUUCAGCAUAAGCUUUUGUUCAAAAGGGCUUCUCAAAACAUUUUCUUCUUGGUUGAUGAUUACAAAAGAAUGGAAACUAAAGUUACAACAAUGCAAAUUGUGAUGCAUCAUGCUUGCUUUUUAUGAAUUGUUAUAUUUGUGCGCUCCCUCUGCUAAAUUUCAUAAGCAAUACUAGUUCUAGUUUUGUGAGAUUUCUUUGCAAAUAUUUUUGUUAUACCUUUUUUUUAAUGAUUACAUUACUAAUAAGUUAAUACACUUUAGUUCAAUGUGAUAUUAAACGCAAACGCAUGUGUUUUCUUUCACUUGAAUGGUAGUAGAAAGAGAAGAUGAGAUGUUUAUUAAUGAAGAAAAGACACAUGGUUUUGUGUAGAUUUGAGCCAAUAAAUAACCACUCCUUGUGUUCCUUUAAAACCUUCUUUUAAUAAAUAUUAUUUUAUCAUGUGGAAUUCUUUAA
Messenger RNA from Megalobrama amblycephala (Wuchang bream), 1488 nucleotides. It is a transcript of the gene fam107b, whose product is annotated as family with sequence similarity 107 member B. The transcript has 4 exons. The coding region runs from base 113 to 610 and encodes 165 amino acids. The record is from RefSeq and is a predicted model, not a curated record. Lineage: Eukaryota; Metazoa; Chordata; Actinopteri; Cypriniformes; Xenocyprididae.